UUUCAUUUGCAGGACACACUACUUUACCUAUCGGCAUCUUAGGAUAGUAAACAGUGUGCAUAGCAGGUCCAGAAUGUUUUCUUAGUUUGAGCAGCUCAGCGUCGUCGACAGUGGCGGGGCACCAGCGCUAUGGAGUUUGCUCUUGGCAUGCUGCUUGUCGCCUUGCUGCCGCUUCAUCACGCGAUGGCGGCGACCGCGUUGGAAGUGAGCUGCCAGGUUGUAAUAGGCAGCCUGCAGCCAACAAUGCAGACAGCGCCAUUGGCACCUCCCCCAUCCCCCUUCCCUCCUCCUCCUCCGCCACCUCCCCCGCCUCCCCCUCCCUUGCCGUCGCCCCGAUCACCUCCCAGCUGGCCCCCCGAAUCCUUCCCGCCGCCUAUCGAGGUUCAACCUCAGCCUUCCCCAUCUCCGCCUCCCGCUGACGAUGGCUCAUCGGACUCUACUUCGCCUCCCGAAGCACCUGAGGUCACCCAGACUGCAAACGUGCAAACCGCUAGCAUCUUUUGCGACGGCCUCGACGGCUCGGCCGCAAACGUUACCGUGUAUGUCGGCGAGGCGCUUUACAACUACCUGUGGCUCCGCAAAUGGGCAUCGACACGGGGCGUGAACCUAGUCAAGGGCCGUGCCUUUGCCGGCACCGCCGCGAGCGGCUUGGCCGCCUCACAUGAGCAGUCGUCCAACCACAACAGCCCAUUCAUGGAGGACUGGGGCGUCACGUUUGUUAAUCUCGCACACCUCAACCUUGACGGUUCCAGCAUUACGGACCUGCCGCUCAGCCCCGUGGCGCCGCUGCUCCAGUGCCUCAACUGCAGCCGCGUGUCAGCCGCAGGUCUAACCCUGGCACGGCUCACAGGCAGCUCGGGGCGGCCCCCGUUUCCUGCAGCCAACGGCGGCGCAUGCCCCGCCGCCGCCACCUCGCCCGCCGACGCCGUGGCGGCGGCAGGCCUGGCGGGGCAGCGCUUGCCCGCGUACGGCGCAAUGUACGUCACAGGCGCGUCUGCCGUACACCUGGUAUCCUUCACGUGUACGGACGUUACAGAGGCGCAUGGCUUCGCCUGUGUCAGUUUUGAACUGGUUGCGCCCGCGGCAGCAGCGCCGGACGCGGUGGGAGGUGGUGUUGACGUGGGAGGAGGCGGCGGUGCAGGAAGCGGAGCGGGAGCGGGACCGGCCGGGGAGGAGGCAUCGACUGGCGCCGCCGCUGCAGCCGCCGUGUUUCGAUGUGACGGCUGCGUCGUACAGCGAAACCGUGUGUCAUGGGGCGAGCCGGAGCCAGCCGCCGCCACCGGGAUUGGGGCCAGUGGCGUGUCCGGGAGCUCGGCGGUGGGCCGCGGGGCGGUGGUGCUCCGCAGCCGCGCCGCCGCCGCCCUGCAGACGGGAGCGGAGGUGGAGGUGGCGGCGGUGCUGAACGACUGCAGCUGGGACGGCAACCACGGCGGCGCGGGCGCGGCUCUGUCCGCCGAUGCCGGCGUGCGGCUGGUGUCGCUGGCCAUCGCGCGCAGCCGCCUGGCCCACAACUUUGCAGAGCUGGGGCACGGCGGCGCGCUGCUGCUGGAGGGCGGGCUGGGCUCGCUCACCCUCACCGGCGGCAGCAUUUUCGCCAACAACUCAGCCAGCGGGUUCGGCGGCGCUGUGGCUGUCGGCGCGGCCUUCGUGCCGGGAUUCAGCCUGCCUGCGGCCUCCGGCACCGCCGCCUCCGGUGCCUUCGGCGCUGCUGAUGCGCUAGGGGAGCUGGUGGUGGAGGGCGGCAGUUUGGUGCAGGAGAACCGGGCGCUGCUGGGUGGAGGCGGCGUGUUCGUGAACGGCUCGCUGGGCGUGCUGGUGGUGUCCGGCGACGGCAGCGGCGUGAGCGGCAAUGUCGCGGACUGGGGAAGCGGCGGCGCGGUGUUGGUGGCAGGAAGAUUGGGUGCGCUGACGCUGUCUGGCGGCGGCGGCGGCGGCGGCCGCGGAGGUGCUGGUGGCGGAGGUUCCAAUGGCGGCGCCGGGGGCGACGCGGCAGUAGCGGCGACGGUGGCGGCAGGGUUUUGCACGCUGUGCGGCAACAGCGCGUACGACAGCGGCGGCGCGAUCUACGUGGCUGGCAGUACAGGCAGUAGCACCGGCAGUAGCAGCACUGGCAGUGGCAGUACAGGCAGUAGCAGCACCGGCAGUAGCACCGGCAGUAGCAGCACGGGUAACAGCGCCGGCGGCAGUAGCAGCGUGGCUGCCGGCGUGGUCAUUGAGGUGGGGUACGGGGCGCGCGUGGAGGACAACACAGCUGUGAACGGCGCGGGUGGUGCGCUGUGCCUGACCGGCGCCGUGGCACGCCUGCGAGUGGCGGGCCCCGGCACGCGCCUCCUCCGCAACGCCGCCGCCCUCACCGGCGGCGCAGUGAUGGUACGGCAGGGGGGCGUGUCUGGAUCCAUAACGUUGGCGGACGGAGCGGUGGUGGCCAACUGCAGCGCGCGCAAGGGCGGCGCUUUCAAGGUUGACGGCGAUGUGGGCUCACUGCUCAUCACUGGCGGCGCCCGCCUAGACGCAAACAACGCCACCCGUGGGCCCGGCGGCGGCGCACAGGUCGAGGGCCGCCUGACACUGCUGCUCCUCAGCGGCGGCGGCAGCUCCGCCUCCGGCAAUGCCGCCUUUCUCCGCGGCGGCGCGUUCUACGUCGGCGGCGGGCUUGGAUCGGCGGUUGUGGAGGCGGGCGCGGCGGCGGAGGACAACGCGGCUCAAUUUGCCGGCGGCGCGCUAGGCGUGGAUGUGGGCCUAGGAAGCUUGACGGUGCGCGGCGCCGGCAGCAGCAUCAGCCGGAACACGGCGACGUUGGACGCGGGCGGCGGCGUCUGGGUGCGUGGCGACCUCGGGGAGCUUAAGGUGUCGGCGGCGGCGCGGUUGGCGGAGAACUUCGCGCUGAACGCCGGCGGCGGCGUGUACGUCAGCGGCGGGCUGGCCGGCGGCGGCGUGUGGGUGCUGGACGGCGGCGCCAUUGACGCCAACCGCGUGUCGCGCAGCCGCGGCGGCGGGCUAGCGGUGCGUGGCAACAUGUCCAGCUUGACGCUGGCGCGUGGCGGCAGCAUCUCUGGCAACACCGCAGGCGACGUCGCGCCGCCGCUGAGUGCCGGCGCGCGGAGCCACAUGCCUAUGGCGGCGGGCGUGUGGGUGGGCGGCGCGGUGGGCGCGAUCCGGAUCUGGGACGGCAGUCGCAUUAGUAAUAACAUCGCUCGGAAAGGCGGCGCGGCGAUCUAUGUGGGAAACCCGGACGACGCGGCGGGAUCUGGGGGAUCGGGGCACGUGGGAUCGCUGGAGCUGACUAAUGGAUCCUGCAUCUGCGACAACCUGUCUGGCGUUAUCCCGGAUGACGGGUCACGCCACGCCGUGGUUUUCAUCGCCGGCCGCGCCGGAUCCAUCCGGAUCCAAAACUCCUCCGUCUCCCGUAACCGGGUGCCGUACGGCGACUCGGUUUCGUUGCCGUACGGCACCACGCACGGCGGCGCGCUGCUGGCGUGGCAGGGCGUGGGGAGCUUCGUGGCAACUGCCGGCAGCGACCUGUCUGACAACGCUGGCGGUGACGGUGCCGUUCUGUGCGUGCCUGACCAGCCCGCCAGCCCCACCUCCACCACCGCCCUCACCUCAGCCGCCGCCUCUGCUUCGGAUGUAACCUCUGGAAGCAUUGUAAGCGCUGCCGCCGCCAACCAGACCGCGGCGGCGGCGGAAGCGGCGGCGGCGGCGGCGGCCAGGUUUUACGCAAUCGGCGAGUUCGUUCUCGAGGGCAGCCAAAUGGAGCGAAACGUGGCGCGCGGCGCCGGCGGCGCUUUGUGGAGCAUGGGCCGAGUGGGGCGCGUGCUGAUCUCUGGGGCCAGCAGCGUCAGCGGCAACCGUGCCGACGGCACACCUGGCGGCGGGGCGGUUUACCUAGGGCUCCACCUGUUGAGCAACGUGACGAUUGUGGACAGUGUGGUGGCUGCCAACGCGGCGACGCAAGGGUCGGGCGGGUUCCUGAUGCACCAGGUGAACGCCACAGGAGUUGAGGAGGUGGCGGCGCGCCUGCCGCCCCUCCUGGCGCCAGGCACCAUCAGCACCAACCACACCGGCUCCGCCUCCUCCGCCUCCUCCACCGCCUUUCCUGCAUCCGUGCUGACGCUGCUCCGCUCCAAUGUCACCGACAACGUGGCCGUCCGGGACGGCGGCGCGUUCAUGUUUGACAUGAACGUGUCCGUCCCGCUCCUGGGUGCAGCCACCAAGCCUGGUGCGACCGCAGCCGCGGCGGCGGCGGCGGCGGCUGCUGCGGCGGCGCUGGCGGCGCGGCCUGGGCCGCCGCUGCUGCAGCUUCGGGUGGAGGGCAGUGAGCUGAGUGGCAACUGGGCUCGCAUCGGCGCCGGCGGCGCGGUGGCAAUGCUGAACGCGCUGCCCUCGACUGUGGCGACCGCAGGCAAUAGCAGCAACACGAACAGCAGCGAUUACAGCGCGCAACAGCAGCAGCAGCAGCAGCAGCAGCAGCAGCAGCAGCGGCGGCGGCUGGCGGACGUGUGGCUGGGCUUCGAGCUUCUCAUAGUCGGCGGCAGCCAGCUGCGUCGCAACCGGGCCGGCGACGACUCGGUGCGGUUCGAGCAGUCGGUGGAGGACGUCAGCCCGCUGGCCGGUCAAGGAGGCGCCCUGUUCCUCUGGGCACAGCCCACCACCACCACCACCACCUUCGCCACCACGACCACCACCCUCCACGCAGCAGCAGCACCAGAGGACGGCGGCUCCAGGGGCAGUGGCAAUGCGUCGGCUGCCGACAGCGCCGCCUGCGGCGGCUCCGCCGCGCAGCUGGCGCAGCAGCAGAUGGCGGCGGGCAUGGGCUCGGUGGAGGGGGCGGUGGCGUGGCCGGCGGGCAGUCGCGCCUGCCGGCUGUAUGUGGAGGGCGCGACGCUAGCGGACAACCAGGCCACGGGGGGCUACGGCGGCGGCGCGGCGGUGGUGAACUGCGCUGUGGCGGUGCGCCGCAGCCGCUUUGCGGGCAAUGCCGCCACACUGCGGGGCGGCGGUCUGGCGUUUGCGGACUAUGGGCUUCCGGCUGAGGCGGUGGCAGCGGCGGCGGUGGGUGCUGCUGCGAAAGGGGAACCGGGGGAUUGUGGCGGCGGCGGCGGCGUGGUGGCGGACGCGAAUAGCAACGGCAGUGCUGUGGAUGCGGUGACAGCCCGGCACCUGUUGCAACAGCCACAGCCACAGCCACAGCCACAGCCACAGCCACAGCCACAGCCACAGCCACAGCCACAGCCACAGCCACAGCCACAGCCACAGCCACAGCCUGUGCACAGCUUGUGGUUGGACAUCAGCAGGUCUGACUUUGAGUCCAACUCCGCCGUGGGAGGUGGCGGUGGUUUGUUUGUCGAGGUCAACACCACGGCCGCCGCGCGCCUAGCCGACAGCAGCCUUACCGGGAACAGCGUGCCUCGCGAGGGCGGCGGCGCGCUCAUUGUCGUGGCUGCUACUGCCGCUUCUGCUGCUAGUGCUACUGCUACAACAAAUGCUGCUGAUCUUAAUACUACAGCCACCAACGGCUCCUUGCCGAGCAGCAACGGCAGUGGAAGUGGCAGUAGUGGCAGCAGCAGCAAUAGCACCAGCGUGGCCAAUGCUGCUACAGCCGCGGUGACGGUGCUGCGUGUGAGCUGUGUGGGGAACCAGGCGGGAGAGGCGGGGGGCUGUCUGGCGGUGCGGGCGGCGGCGCCCGGCGCGUCGGUGGCGGUGCAGGAGCUGUGGGCGACGGCCAAUGCGGCGGGCAGCGGCGCGGGCGUGAGCGUGUCGGGUGUGCGUGGGUCAGCCGUGACAGCCGACGGCUGCAUUUUUGAGUCCAACACUGCCCAGACGACGGGUGGCGGUUGGGCCACCGGUGCCAGCUUCCCCGCUGCCGGCGGCGCCAGCAAUGAUGCUACAGCCGGCGCCGACAUAGCAGCAGCAGCAGUAGCAGCAGUAGCACCAGCCGUGAUGUCGGUGCGGCUGAGUAACUGUAGCUUCCGCGGCAACAGAGCAUUGCUGGGUGGCGGCGCGGCGUUCGUGCCGGACCCGGCUGUAGCAUCUUUGGUGCAGAGCUGCAACUUCACGUUGAACUCAGCGUCUGGGUCAGGUGGCGGCGUGGCGGUUGAUGGCUCGGUGCGGCCUGGUGGAAGCGUUAUAGUGAGCGGCUGUGCCUUUGACUUCAAUGAGGCCUUGGUCAGCGGCGGCGCCGCGCACGUGCUGGCGGCGGCGGACGGCGGCAGUAGCAGCAGCGGCAGUGGCAGCAGCGGCAGUAGCUGCGGCGGGCUGCUUCAGCUGCUGGACGGCUGCAGUCUCAACUCCAACACCGCGGGUAGUACCGCGGGCGCGGUGAUGGUGGAGGUCGGCUUCGGCAGUAGCAGCAGCAGCAGCAGCAACAACAGCAGCGGCGGCGGCAGUAGCAGUGCCCUGGCCCUUCCCGCUGCUGGAAAUGCUAGCACCGAUGCCAGUACCACCACCACUGUCAACACCUGCCUGCUGCAGCCGGCACUGCGGCUGCAGGACGCGAGCGUCUCUGCCUGUUCCGCCCCACUCGGCGGCGCGGUGUUUGUCGCCGCCGGCGCCGUUGCGCUGCUCAACAACAGCCGCCUUAUUAAUAACAGCGCCACAAUCUCCGGCGGCGCAGUGGCGGGCGUAGGCUGCGGCGCGCUGCGCAUGACGGGCUGCGAAUUGGUUGGGGGCGACGCAAAGCUGUCGGGUGGCGGCGUGUUUGUGGAUUCGUGCGGGCUGGUAGUUGUGGACCGGAGCGUACUGCGCAACAACUCCGCGUCAGCCGGCGGCGCCGUCCACGUGUCCGGCCUGCGCUCCAACGCCAGCAGUAGCAGCAGUAGCAGUUCCAGCAGCAGCGCCGGCAGUAGCAGCAGCGCCGGCAGUAGCAGCAGCACCGGCAGUAGCAGCAGCACCGGCAGUAGCAGCAGCACCGGCAGUAGCAGCAGCACGCUGCCCGUGGUGCUACUGCACCGCGUUGACAUGUCGGGUAACCGGGCAUCAGGGGUGUUUGGCGACGCCUCUCUCCUAGAUGUCAACUAUCCCAGUUACGCCGGGUUUCUGCCGUACGGGUCGCACGGCGGUGCCGUACUCGUCAGUAACGUUAUCGGUGUGGCCAUCAGUGGCAGCGACGUUGCCUCUUCAAACACGGCCGAGGUGGGGUCCGCAAUUGCGUCCACCCAGCGCUGCGACGGCAGUAGCAGCAGUAGCAGCAGCAGUAGCGGCGUUGAAGCAGGCGGGCUGGUGGCGCUGGCGGCGCUUUCGGCGGCGGCGGCGGCGCAGCAGGCGGCGGCGGAGGGCGGGCUGGUGUCUGAGGCGGCGUGGCGGGCGGCACUGGGGGAGCUGCGGCGGGCGCUGGCUGCGCGGUGUGCGCUGCUCACCAUUGCCAACACCCACCUACCCAUGAGCGAUGACAAUGGAACCAAGGCUGAGGGCGGCGUGGCGUUGCCUCCACUGCCGGCGGUGUGGAUGGAGGACCUGCGUGCCACCUCCCUGGAGGCCCGGUGCAGCCUGACCAUGGACGGCAGUAGCAGCAGCAGUAGCAGCGGCAGUAGUAGCGGCAGUAGCAGCGAUGACGGGGGCAUCUCCAGCAUUGCAGACAUGGUGCAGCAGUCGCUGGCGGAGAUGCCCGCCCCCAAUACUGCGCUGGCAGUGGCAACAGUAGCAGCAGCCGGAGUGCCGCCACCAGCAGCCGCUGCCUUUGCGGCGGCGAACGGCAGCAGCGGUGUGGCUGUGAGCACCAUCAGCAUGCGCACGCGCAUCACGCUGGGGACGCUUCUGCAGAUGCUUCACAAUUGCGUCCGUGGCGGCGGCGCGAUCGCCAGCAGCAGCAGUAGCAGCAGCAGUAGUAACAACACCAGCGCAAACAACACUAACCGUAGCAGCGUUACACUGGAGGCCUCAGGCGUGAACUCAGUUGGCAGUGGCAGCAGCAGCAGUAGCAGCAGUACUGCCCAGGUGGCUAUAGCAGUGUCCGCCACGCACCUGCGUGUCGCCUACGUCACCGAUGCACUGCUCCUAGCCAACAUCAGCGGUCGCGUGCGGCCGGCGUUCCAGACCUCCGCCCAAGCCCCGAGCCAGCAGCAGGAACAGCAGCAGGCUUCGGCAGUAGCAGAUGCACUGGCUGCAGGCGCUGCCGCGGGCGAGCCGUCUGACGGCAGUAGCAGCAGCAGUAGCAGCACGGCCCUGGCGGCCGGCGCGCUGGCGGGGCUGCUGGUUGCGCCGGGCGGGCGAUUCGGGCUGCGGCUGCAGCUGCACGACGGUCUGGGCCAGCCUGUGGCAGUGGACAUCCCCAAGUACGACAUACGGCUGGAUCUAAUCCGCAUGGACGACAACGCCUCAACCGUCGCCGGCUCAGCCGCCGGCGGUACGGCAACUGCCGUACUGCGCGGUGCCGACUUCCCCGUAACCACCUCGUACGGCGUGGCCACGUGGGACGACCUGGAGGCUUACGGCUGGCCGGGGCGGCACGUGCUGCGAGCCCGGGCCGAGGUCUCGCUCGACGCCGUCGGCCCUCGGGCCUACCCGAUCUCGACGCUGCGCAUCCCGCUGGUCCUGGUGCCCUGCGAAUUGGGACAAGAGCUGCAGCAGGCCCCCGGCAGUGGCAGUAACGGCGGCGGCAGCGAUUCAGCCGUCGUGCUCACGUCAUGUAGGCAGUGCCGGCGCGACCAACUAGGACUGUGGAAUGACACGCGCCCCCCGCUGCCGUCAUCAUCACCGCCCCCCGCCGGUGCCAGCAGCACCAGCACCAGCAACAGCAGCGAUGCCGGCGCCGGAGCCGGCGCAGCUGCCGGCGUCAAUGCCACAGCCGCCAUUCUGGAGGCACUGGCGGGCGCCGCCGCCGUGACACGUGACCUGCUGGGGCUCAGCACGGAGGCAGGCGCGGACGACGCGUGCGAUGCAUGUUGUGUGCCGUGCCCCGACGGCGCCACGUGUGCUGGCGGCGCGCUUCUCAUUCCGCAGCCCGGCUACUGGCACAGCGCUGCCAACUCCACAGCAGUGCACGCCUGCAUCAACCCCGCCGCUUGCGGCGACGGCUGGGACGAGUCGGAACCCUGGAGCAAGUCUGUGGAGGCCACCCUGGCGGCCGCGGACCCAGACACGUUGGUCUGGAGCCAGGCCCAGCCGGCCCUGGCACUCGCGUACGCGGCCGUUGACAUCAUCACGUCGGACCCGCGGUCGAGGCUGCUGGGCAGGUGCCAGCAGUGGUGGUACCAUAACCUGCCGCCGCAGCAGUCGCGUGCCUGGGCCGCCGCCGGCUACUCCCCAGCCCUCACAGCCGCUGGAGCCGUGCUUUCACUGGAAGGCAGCAGCAGCAACAGCAGCAGCGGCAACGGUCCACCGCCGCCCUGGUGCCAGCUGUACGGGGGUGGGGCCGACCCCAGCAGCUAUCUGCAGCUGCAGUGCGUUGAGGGCUACACAGGCAACCUGUGCGCCACCUGCCAGCCCGGCUACACACUUGGCCCCGACUUUGACUGCUCGCCCUGCCCCAGCAUGGCGCGGACCAUCACGCUGGGUGUGCUGGCGUUCUUUGGCACGGUGCUCUUGAUCGUGUACACCACCUUCACAAACAUGGCCCAGGACUUUGAGGAGAUUUCGAUGAAGCUGGAAGCCGAAAAGGUGAAACGCAAGGCCAAGAAAGCCAGGAAGAGAGCGGAAAAGGAGCAGCUCAAGAGCGUCGAGAAGGCCGCUGAACCGGCGGAGAAGCAUGAGGAGAAAUCCGCAAUGAUAGGGCACGACUACGACGAUGAUGAAGACGACUUCAGCGCGUCAGAUGUUCUGAAGGCCAUCAUCACGCACGCCCAGUUCUACAUCAUCGUCACAAAGCUGGGCAUUUCCUAUCCCCACGUCGUCACCAAGUACCAGGCCGCCGUGUCUGCAUUCACUGGCGCCGAGAACUACGUCGCCUACAGCCCCACCUGCCUCACACCCGACUCGGGGCCGGAGGGCCAGGCCUCCACCGCCGUGGCUCUGGGCCUGCUGACGCCGUGUGUGGCCACGGCUGUGGCCGCCUUGCUGUGGGCGGCAAGGAGGCUUACCCUCAACCAGAGCCACCACCACUGUCCGCCACCAGUGCCGGGCAGCUGCGUCGGCGGGGCGGCCGGCAGCAGCUCUCCCGACAUCAGCCGCAGCGCCACCCGCGGCGCCUCAGCAGCAACAAACGCUUGCAACGGCGACAACGCAGCAGCCCCAGCAGCAGCGGGACCCGCAGCUCCCACCGGCGGGGAGGACCGUCGGGAGGCGCAGGCCGCGGCAUCUGCGGCGGAUACGGCAGCUGCGCUACUUCAACAGGAGGCUGUGACCAGCGGCGUAUCCGCAGCCCUGGAGCUUCAAGAAAUCCAUGCAUACGUGCCUUUGCCCGUGCCUAUCGACAGCGCCGCCGGAUUAGAGAUUCUCAGGGACUCUCACGCGCUGGCAAGCUUUCACACGUCUCGCUCAGCGACCCCGCGGACCCACACAGCCGCCAACACGCCGAGGGGCCCCCUGUCAGCCUUCGCCACGCCGAUACGCUCUCAGCCCCACCACCACAGCGCCCAUCCCGCCGCUGGCGAGGCAUCAUCCGUCGCUCGCAGCAGUGUCGGUCACGGCAACCUCAACGGCAGCUGGCGCGGCUCUGGGCUGACCGGGGGGCCUCAGAGCGCUGAGCGGGAUCCACGUGUGCCGCCGCCGCCGCCGCCGCCGCCUGCUGGUGCCGCCGCUGCCGCCGCCGCCGCCGCCGCCGCCGCCGCCGCUACCGGUGCCGCUGGCCCCGUUGCUGAGUCGCUGCAGGAGGAGGGUGCCGGGCGCGGGGCCGUGCCAGAGGAUGUUGCAACAACAGCAGCAGGCGUCGUGGGGAUUGCGCUGUGGAGCUCCAACAACCAUGCCGGCGGCGGCAGCAGCACCUGGCUGGACGUGCUGAUGGCGGCGCCGCAGCCGCAACCCCCACCCAUCGCUGCUGCCGCCUCUGCCAACGGCGCGCCUGCCUCUACCUCUGCCGCUGCUUCCUACGCCGCCGCCGUCGCAGGCGCCGCCACACCGCCGGCUCCUAUGCCAGUCGGCGACGACGACGGAUACGCCCUCCAGAGGGCUGAGAAGGCCACGGCGGCGCAGCCGCCCGGCGGCUCCGCCGCCGCUGGCGCCUCGGAGCGCGCAGGCGCCGCCGCCGCCGGCAUAAGGAAGGGCCGCGGGUGCUGGAAUUGGGAGGCGCACAAGGCAAAAGCGCAUGCAUGGGUGAUCCACACGAAGGACCAGCUUCGUCACCCGCUCCGAGGUGUGGCGUACGCGGACUCCAAGCUGCCCGUGCUGAAGCAGCUGUGUGUACUGCUAAUCGUGGCGUCCUUCAUCCUCUACCCCUCGCUAGCCCAGGUAUCGCUGUCCAUCUUCGCCUGCUACGAGCUCGACACUGGCGCCGGCACCUUCCCAGAAAACCAGCUGACGCUUUCGUCAGACGGCUGGUGGCUGCGAAACAUGAACCAGCGCUGCUACACGGGCCUGCACCGCUCCCUGUACCUGCCCAUUGGCAUCGUGGCGGUGAUUGUGUUCUGUGCGGCGCCGCCUCUGAGCUACUUCCUCAUCACGUUCGUCAACAAGGACCGUCUGCAGAAGCCAGGCAUCCUGGUCCAGUUCGGCUUUCUGUACCAACAGUACAGGCGGGGCUGGCACUGGUGGGGAAGUGUCCGCCAGCUGCAGACCCUGGCGCUGGUGGUAGUGGAGGUUUUCGGCAGCGCCGUGUCGACCCUGAGCCAGUCGCUGAUGCUGCUGGCGGUGCUCAUCCUUUUCUCCAUGGUCAAUAUGGCGUGUCCCGCCGAGAGAUCCAAAACACUGCGCAUGAUCGAGUUCCUAUCCACCGCCGUGCUGUGCCUCACCAUUACGCUGUCGCUGUACUUCAUCCAGAUCCCAGACGACCAACAGCUGUCCGACGCCGCGAUGGCGGCGGUUGGCAUUGUAAUCGUGGUGAUCAAUGUGGCCCUCGUUGCGGGCUUUGUGAUGGUAAUGCUCAAGUCGGGGCCCGUCGUGCCCAAGCGGGUGCAAAAGGCGUGGAAGAGGUUCCGCAAGCAAGCCAAGCACAAGCUGAAGGUCUUUGGCUGCUGCUGCAAGGGCGGCGUGUGUGCAUUAUGGAAGGGUGGUAAGGUAGAUGGAAAUCAAGAAUCAGACCGCAAACCUGCCGUUGUUUAGGCGGGGGUUUCCACGCUCACAUACAGAGAGCAUCGCUUGUUGUACCGAAGUAUACUGUUGAUUCGUUCAUUUACAAUGCAUUGGGGAUUGGCAACUAAGCACGUGUGCUUUGGGUCGGGAGGGGGUGGGUGGGUGGGUUGGGAACGGGUCGUGGGGUAGCUUACGAACCCGUCAUGGCAGGUAGCAAGGCGGGUCCAGUGGAGGGUCAAACCAAAGGGCUGUCGCCAGCUGAGGUUGAGUUGCGGAAUCGACGCGACCGUCACGCGCACUGUGAUAGGUGCCGGUGCAGCGGGAGCUUUGUGCGCGUGGACAUGUGUUGGUGCAGACAAGGGUUAGGGUCGACACUGUGCCAUACAUCUGUGUGGGAGGCAUCACAUAGGACACAUAACCCGACAAUCCGAGAAGAGACAGUUCAGACCAUAUGGCGUAUGUGUGUAUGUGCGCGCUGCAUACAGUACUGUAGGCGGCUAAUGUGCGUGCGUGUGAUCACGCAUGUGUGCCAAAGCAAGCACAGGGGGGAACGUGUGCGUGAGCGUGUAUGGGAAGUGAGUAGGCGAGGCAAGGAGCUGGCACGGACAUGCGGUCCCACAGGCAAAUUAUUGAGGACUGCGUAAGGGCGCGCAUCUCACGCGUAUGCCUGCCUACUUUUGUACUGCCAUCAAUGAUGGCAUCGAGUGAAGCUGCUCGCACCUGAAUUGCUGGCUGUACGAGGCUGUACUCCAAGGGACUUAGCCCCAU
Chlamydomonas reinhardtii is the source of this 12867-nucleotide messenger RNA. RefSeq lists its product as uncharacterized. Bases 244 to 12129 code for a protein of 3961 amino acids. Lineage: Eukaryota; Viridiplantae; Chlorophyta; Chlorophyceae; Chlamydomonadales; Chlamydomonadaceae. The transcript has 21 exons. The record is from RefSeq and is a predicted model, not a curated record. Gene Ontology annotation, biological process: double-strand break repair via homologous recombination; protein deubiquitination. Gene Ontology annotation, molecular function: ubiquitin binding.